This is a messenger RNA of Tympanuchus pallidicinctus (lesser prairie-chicken), 3289 nucleotides long. RefSeq names its product actin-binding protein WASF3-like. Lineage: Eukaryota; Metazoa; Chordata; Aves; Galliformes; Phasianidae. Gene Ontology annotation, biological process: actin cytoskeleton organization; positive regulation of Arp2/3 complex-mediated actin nucleation. Gene Ontology annotation, molecular function: actin binding; Arp2/3 complex binding; protein kinase A regulatory subunit binding. Gene Ontology annotation, cellular component: cytoskeleton. The transcript is spliced from 8 exons. The record is from RefSeq and is a predicted model, not a curated record. The coding region runs from base 513 to 1976 and encodes 487 amino acids.
CUGUUCUGCCAAGUACUGUUAGGGUCAAAAAAAGCGAGCUGUGCACAUUUCUGGCCCUUGCCGUAGUCAGCGUUCCUGCUGCCUUAUGGGUAUGCCCAGCUCUUAGCAUCCCAUCCAUCCUUCUCCUCCCUCCUCGUGUCUUCCCAAUCCUGGAGACAGUGAGCCGCCCCGGCCCUGGGGGAUGUUGUGGAGAGCAGGGCAGGACAUGGCAGCCCGCAUCAGAGCUGUGUGUGUGCACAAAUAAAUCCCAGAGAGCUCUGCAGUUAGCUGGAAAUAAUGGAAUUACAGGCACUCGCUUGCUCCCGUUUGGGUCAGGGGAGGUGUUCUGGGGCCAGCUGAAGGGCUGCAUCGCACAGGGUUUGCUGCUGGUUUGAGCCACACUCUGUCAUCGCCAUUUCCUAGGUGGGUCCCCAGAGAGAGAGAAGAGAGGAAAUGCAAAUGGAAAAGGCUGUUUUGGGUUGUUUCUCCUUUUUUCUUCCUUUCCCAGGAGAGUGUGAGUGCCCACCAGCAGUAUGCCACUGGUGAAGAGGAACAUUGAGCCCCGGCACCUGUGCCGGGGGGCCCUGCCUGACGGGGUGACGAGUGAGCUGGAAUGUGUCACCAACAGCACGCUGGCCGCCAUCAUCAAGCAGCUGGGCAGCCUCAGCCGACAUGCUGAGGACAUCUUUGGGGAGCUGUUCAAUGAGGCCAACAGCUUCUACAUGAGGAUGAACUCACUGCAGGAGAGGGUGGACCUGCUGGUCAUCAAGGUGACGCAGCUGGACUCCACUGUGGAGGAAGUUUCGCUGCAGGACAUCAACAUGAGGAAGGCUUUCAAGAGCUCCACAGUGCAGAACCAACAGGUUGUGUCCCGCAACUCUAUCCCCAACCCGGUGAUGGAGAUGUACCAGCGCUGCGACAAGCCUCCACCACUCAACAUCCUCACGCCAUACAGGGACGACAAGAAAGAUGGCCUCAAAUUCUACACCGACCCCUCCUAUUUCUUCAACUUGUGGAAGGAGAAGAUGCUGCAGGCAACAGAGGACAAAAGGAAGGAGAAACGCAGGCAGAAGGAGCAGCGGCUGGUGGAGGACUCCACUCGGGAGGUGAAGAAAGUGCGGAAAGCCCGCAACCGGCGCCUGGAGUGGAACAUGAUGGCAUACGAUAAAGAGUUCCGACCCGAUAACAGAUCCUACACCUCAGAUGCUGCUGAGCACUCAUACCCGGCAAGCCCCAACCACCCGGCACAGCUGCUGGCCCCCACAGCCCACGUGCCCGCAGAACACAAGGAGGGAGUGCUGCCGACUGUCCCCCCUCCAGAACACGGCUACCGACCACCAGCGAGCAGCCGGCAGAACAGCCUCAACCGCGCCCAGCAGCCCCACGCGCCGCAGCCCCCCGAGGCCGUGCUGAACGGACCCAGACCGCACUUGGUCAAGGAUUUCGGACCACAGCCCGUACCGAUGACGGAGUACUUCGUGCCGCCGGCCCCUCCGCCCCCGCCGCCCGUCAUCCCCUCCGCGCAGACUGCCUUCGACAGCCCCAUGGCGGCUCCCGCAGCGCUGCCCCCUGGCGCGGCCGCCCCCGCCGCCCACCCCUCCUACGCGCCCUCGCCGCCCCCUGCACCGCCCGGCCCCUACUCCGCUUCCCCGCCUCAGGCCGGCCCCAUGGGGCCGCCCGUGGCCCCGCCGCCACCACCACCGGGGCCACCCGCUCUCACCACCUCGCCGGCGCACUCAGCCUCACCGCCAGCCCCAGCCGCCGAGUCCCGGAAGCCGCCGAUCCCGCUGAUGCCUAUGAGCGAUGCCCGGAGCGACCUGCUCGCAGCCAUCCGCAGAGGCAUUCAACUUCGGAAAGUCCAGGAGCAGUGGGAGCAAGAGGCCAAGAAAGAGCCCGUGGGCAAUGAUGUGGCGACCAUCCUGUCCCGCCGGAUCGCGGUGGAGUACAGCGAGUCAGACGACGACUCCGAGCUGGAUGAUAACGAGUGGUCGGACUGAGGGGCCGUGCCGGGGGCUCCCCUGCAGCAGGUGCGUACGGCACUUCCCCCAAACCUGGAUGCCGACAACCGCCAUCAGCCCCGCUAAUUCAGGAGCUUUGCUUUCACACCGUGUUGAAAACCAUUCGGGCAGCGCUGGAGGCUGUGCACGGGUAGGAGGCAACUUUGAGGCAGCGAGGCCAGGAAUUAGCAGCACCUCCCCGCUUAACGAUGCUGAAAAUUCUCUGGCUGGGUGAAUGGGAGUGCUCCACAACCAGAGGCUGGCUUUGGUAGAGGAACGAAACCAGGAGGCAGGAGAGCUUUUGCAGCUAGAUGUUAAAACGUGUAAUGGGGAGCUCUGGGAGGAAACCGAAGUGUUUGUGACCCUUGAGCCCACUCCCAUCCUUGGGACAGAUUUCUGGGAGAAAAGCAUGAAGACAAGGCUCAUGCAGCUGGCAGGGAACCAGCAUAUGUAGUGCAAUGUAUGCUGAGGGCAAGGGAUGGAGAGCAGUGUCCCAAAGCCCCACUAUCCUUGGCCGUAGUGCUGAACUAUUAUAGUAUUAUUUGAAGAAAAAAAAAAAAGAAAAAAAAUGCUGCUCUUAGAUAAACCCAAACCACUGAAACUGAGGGUGAGGUUUGGGCUCACUCUCUUGAUUUGCACUUUGUAUCCCCAUGAACCCCACUGGUACAGUUGAGAUCAACCCCAUCCCAGGGCACCGUCCUGGUGCUGCCCUGUCCCUUGUCCCCAAAGCACGGUACGGGUGGGGAGUGCAGGAACGGGGCCCCCACCACUGUGCCAAAAAUACUAGUUUGCUCACCAAAAUAGAGCAUGAUUCAUAGCAGCCUUUUCAUGCAGCUAUUAAAGGAGGAUUUGCGGGAGGGCAGAGCAAAUGGGUGUGAAAUACUGAAAACAUCCCAGUCAGAGGUACUCUUGCAGAGCUGCAAGAGGCUUCCAACCAGCAGUGUAUGGGCCAGAACUAAUGUGGACCCAUCUGGCAUGGCCCUCUCUUGUAUUCCCAUACACCGCAAGCCCCAAAUGAGGGAAAAAACUGAGAUCCACUCAUGACAGCUCUUCUGGGGAGAAGUCAGACUUGGUGCCCACUUUCCCCAGAGCUGCACAGGGAGUACUCUGAGAUUCUAGAAGCAAAGAGACCUGUAAGGCUGGUGAGAGGGCUGGCUGUGACCCCAAAAGCUCAUAAGGGCUGAUGCUUAAAUCCACCCUGAGAACUGCUUAUCUCAAAGCUUAAAUCUCCCUGAGCAUCUGCUUAUUUCCCUCUGAAGAGAAACACCUCAUGGUGGAACAUGAUGACCACAAGCCCCAGCCUAUCUACUAAG